AUGGACAUCCCAGUAGCACAAAAACGGCUAAGUAAGAUCCAUGAACUUGAAGCUGUAGAUGCCAACCCCAAGGAUGAAAUGCAUAAUCUAAAAUGUCAUUCGACCAGCUGUUCCGGGAUAGGAAGUGAAAACAACAUCUCAAAUUUUACUGAGCAACAAUCAAGAUUGGCUACUCUUAGGAGAGAGGAUAGUGGCGGGAGUCGUCACUUCGAGGCCAAGGUUAUGCUGCCUAACAUCGGUUCAGCUUCAUCCAAAGAAAGAGUGAGUACUGGUCGCAAUGGUCCCCCAAAUCCUCAAAGACGAGGAAUUGUAAAUUACACGAAUAAACAGUAUUUGAAUAUCUUGCAGUCAAUGGGUCAGGCAGUUCAUGUUGUUGAUCUCUCUGGUGUGAUAGUUUACUGGAGUCGAGCAGCUGAACAACUUUAUAGCUACUCUGCAUCAGAAGCUGUUGGUCAGCAUAUCAAAGGCUUUGUGGUUGAGGAGCAUGACAUCAUAGAAGCAAACGAAAUAAUGCGCACGAUUACUUCAGGGAAAAACUGGACAGGGCAGUUCCGAGUAAGGACCAAACAAGGGCAGUCCUUACAAGUAGUUGCCACCAAUACCCCAUUUUAUGAUGAUACUGGUACUUUGGUUGGGAUUCUUUGUCUGUCAAGUGAUCUGCGGCCAUUUCAAGAGAACAUAGUACCAAUUCCUUCAAAAGACGAUUUGCAUCCCAGCUCCAUUAGACUGAGUAAAAGUGGUCUAACAACAUCUAAACCUAGUUUUGAUUCACAGCACAAACCUCCGAAAGUUAUAUCUUCAAUAACAUCGAAAAUGGCGUCAAAAUUGAGGGGGAAGAUGUGGCUGAAAAUGAGAACUUCUCAUGAAAGCACUAAGAAAUAUGACAACCAGGGUGGUCAUAACAACAUGAUAGCUUAUAAGUUGAAAGGAAUAUCAUGGGUAUGGGAAUGCCAACACAAUCAGGUUCCGGAACCAAAACAGUUUGGUGGAAGUGAAGCCUCUAGUUCCUUGUCCUAUAAUUUUAAUUAUAAUAGACCAAGUAGCUUGGGCAGUGGGAGUGGUACCAGCAUAACUAGUAGUAGCAGUAGCAGCAGCUCCAGUCCUUGUCUUAAAUUGUCCACGGGAGACUCAUUGAAUUGUGAUAUCUCGCGGGAGGACUUGACAUUCCGUGAACAGAUUGGGCGAGGUUCAUGUGCAACUGUAUAUCAUGGUCUUUGGUGUGGCUCGGAUGUUGCUGUAAAGAUAUAUUUCAACUUUGAGUACUCAGAUGACUUUCUACGUUCCUUCAGACAAGAGGUUGUUUUUGAACUUAAGAUAGCUUUUGUUAUCUGUGAUGUUGCUCACAGAAACGGAAGCUUGUUUAAAUUGCUUCAACGUGACACUUCUACAUUAGGUUGGAAGCGGCGUGUUCUUAUGGCUUUGGACAUUGCACGAGGUAUGAAUUAUCUACACAGUUACGACCCAUCAAUUGUUUAUCGUGAUUUGAAGUCAUCAAAUCUGUUGGUUGAUAAGGACUGGACUGUGAAGGUUGGUGAUUUUGGUCUUUCUCGAUUCCACCACGCUACAUUUCUCUCAACAAACAGUGGGAAGGGAACGAUAGUGGAAGGUAGCCCCAUUGCCCAUAUGGAAAGCACAAUCACUGGUGCUGAAUACAGCAAGCUAAUUAUAGUUGAUUGA
Papaver somniferum (opium poppy) is the source of this 1677-nucleotide messenger RNA. Its product is annotated as leucine-rich repeat receptor protein kinase EMS1-like. The transcript is spliced from 9 exons. The record is from RefSeq and is a predicted model, not a curated record. The coding region runs from base 1 to 1677 and encodes 558 amino acids. Lineage: Eukaryota; Viridiplantae; Streptophyta; Magnoliopsida; Ranunculales; Papaveraceae. Gene Ontology annotation, molecular function: ATP binding; protein kinase activity. Gene Ontology annotation, biological process: protein phosphorylation; regulation of DNA-templated transcription.